Eurytemora carolleeae is the source of this 1219-nucleotide messenger RNA. RefSeq lists its product as uncharacterized. Lineage: Eukaryota; Metazoa; Arthropoda; Copepoda; Calanoida; Temoridae. The record is from RefSeq and is a predicted model, not a curated record. The transcript is spliced from 4 exons. The coding region runs from base 116 to 538 and encodes 140 amino acids.
CUAUUACAUUUUUUUAAAGGCUGAGGACCCGGACAUAUUCUUGUUCUGUAUCAUCUUCCAGAUUCAAGAGGGGGCCGAGGAGAAACAUUGUUUUGUCGCAGAAAAUUUGAGAUCCAUGAAUCAGUGGAUUUCUGCCCUAGCGGAGUCCAGCUAUGAGAAGAAGAGAGAACAGCUGAUAAAUCUUCAAAUUAAACUACGUUCAACAACAGGCAUUGAUCCACUAGGAAAACUAGGUGGAACUAAUCUAGAAUGGAACCCGUUGUACACCCUGCCGCAGGAGGAAUCAGUGCAAUACAUCACCCCUCGAAGUGCAAGGAAAUGUAUACAUCGAAAAGCUCCGCCCAUCCCUGGAUCCAACGGCUCCGCCCCUAAGUCCAACUUUACCUCCCACCUGGGUAUAACAGCCUGGGAAGAGGAGGGGAAAGGGAGAGAGGAGGAGAAGAAGGAUUGUGAUAACUGUGAUAAAAGUGUGGGACAAGUCACUCCGUCCUUUAAAAGUCAUCUACCCGAUAUGGACACUAACUUAAUACAGUUUUAGCUUUCCUCAUCAUUUAAAAGACUCUCCUUUUAACCCUAUCCCUGCUGGGAUUCUGUCUGGAAAGUUUCUUUUUGACCUAUAAUCUAUAUAUCUUGUUAAUCAUCCGUUAAUACUAAUCUUUUUAAUUCGUCCUCAGUGGUUUGUUUUUAGAACAAUGCAUUGAGUUAUACAGUAACUUGAUCAAUUAAGCUGUACUUACUUUUUUAUAUCUGUACAAUACACGUGACUAAACUGUACAGUGUACAAUUGUAUGUACGAAGUAGCAUUGCAUUUAUCAAGUUAAACCAUCUUUGCCUUAUAUUUUAUUUUUUAUUUAUAAUAACUAAACAGUGCUUUCGUUCAAAUAUUUAAAGGGACUGUACACGUAAUUUCAUUUCCCGUCCGUUGUAAAGAGAAGCAGGUCCGAUUCACAACGGUACUUAGAAACAAUGUGGAAGAUAUCGUGGGCGUUUUUCUUAAGAACAGGUUUAUUUUGGAUAAGUUUAAAGGGCUUUGUUGUGAAUCGGACAUGCCACUCUAUGAUUGGAGGGUCACUUGAAAUUACGUCUACAGUCCCUUUAAUUAAAGCUUAGGUUUAAGUUUGAUUGAUUGUAAACCUUGACCAUUUAUUAAUUUCAAACAUUAAUAUUAUUUUUAUUUUAUGAUUUCAUUUGAUAAUAUGCAUUUUGUUAAUGUUUCAGA